Metopolophium dirhodum (rose-grain aphid) is the source of this 3330-nucleotide messenger RNA. It is a transcript of the gene su(sable), whose product is annotated as zinc finger CCCH domain-containing protein 4. Gene Ontology annotation, molecular function: metal ion binding; RNA binding. The transcript has 15 exons. Gene Ontology annotation, biological process: negative regulation of DNA-templated transcription. Lineage: Eukaryota; Metazoa; Arthropoda; Insecta; Hemiptera; Aphididae. The record is from RefSeq and is a predicted model, not a curated record. Bases 500 to 3085 code for a protein of 861 amino acids. Gene Ontology annotation, cellular component: nucleus.
ACUGGGGGCCCCCCAGCCCCGAUCCGGUCGUUCCCCGUUCGCGCGAAGAUCUAUUACGCACCGGCACCGAUAUCGUCGGGCCGCGUACUGUACUGCCCGAGCCGCGUCCACGACAAUCAGCAUCGCGUGAUAUUCAUUUCGCGUACUCUUUCCCAAUAAUUACUUCAUUUUUACCAUAACACAAUCAUGCAUUAUGUCCGUAUACGCUCAUAAUAAUAUUGUGAUCAUACGUAAUAUAAUAUAAAUCUAUUGAUUAUUCGUAACACAAUAUAUUAAAAUACAUCGAGAUUUUUUUUUCGUUAAUUUUGUUACCGACAAACCACCACCACCAAUCGCAGCAAAUUCGUCGGUGCUAUUUUAUUAUUAUUGUUGUUAUUGUCAAAUAACAACGAUGACGGUUUUGAUGUUGUAUAUCGUAGUAAUGCAUUGCACCGAGAUCCCAUUACAAUAAUACAUAAUAAUUGAAUCACAUCAUAUUUAAUUAUUAGAUAUACACACCAUGGUACUAGACCAACAAAUUGUUCUAAGUAAUGGUAAUAGUUGCGAAAAUGAGGUUGAUGAAGACCUUGAGGAUGGAGAGAUUUUUGAUGAAGAAGAUGAUAUUGAGAUGGCUGAAUCAACUGAACAAAAUACAGAGCCUAAAGUAUCUAAAGAAAAUCAUCUUGGAGAAGGUGCGAAAGAAAAAGAUUUUGAACCUCCAUGGGAAAUGGAACAGAGAUCUCAACAGUCAUCUCAUCAACAAAUGAUACACACUCCUUCACAUAAAAAUUUUACUGGAUUUAAUAACAGUAGACCUAGAGAUAGGUUUCCAAGAAAUAAAGGGGCCGUAAUGAAACGAGAUGUUGGUUACCAAAUGGAUGAUGAUAGACCUAGACGUAAAAGACGUAGAUUUGAUCAGAGUGAUGAAAAAGAACAACCCAUGUUGAGAAAUAAUCAAAAUGGCUUAUUUAAUAGAAGAAAAAAUAAUGAUUCACCGAUGGAACCUGUUGAGGCUGGUAAUGAUGAAGAAAUGCCAUAUGUAAGAGGAACCAACAGCCCUGACGUAUCAAACUUUGAAUCAUUUCCUCAAGAAUUUGAAAAUGAAGACGAAUUUCGCCCUUUGAAUAACUUUGGCCGUAGAGGAAGAGGAAGACGUGGGGGUGGUAACGAUAUGGAUAGGCGCAAUAGAGGUAUGCCUAUGAAACGACGAAUGAUAGCUGGUUCAGCCAUGAAAAAUAAACGAUCUGAAGAUGAAGAAAAAGUUUGUCAAUAUUUUCUUCAAGGAAAAUGUCUUAAAGAAAAUAAUUGUACUUAUUCUCACCAACAACCAAAUGGUCGCAAAAUGGAACUGUGCAAAUUUUAUUUAAUGGAUUGUUGUAGUAAAGAGGAUCGGUGUACAUUUAUGCAUAGCGAGUUUCCUUGUAAAUAUUAUCAUACUGGUAUGAAAUGUUAUUCAGGUGUAAAUUGUCGAUUUAGCCAUGCCAAACUUGAUGAAGAUCAAAAAAAAAAAUUACUGAAGUCUUUUGGAAAAUUACGGUAUGAUCCACCUGAGUAUGAAAUUGAAAAUGAAGAUUUUAAGAACAAUUUUGAAGAGGAACCAAAACCACCACCCUCUACAGAAACUAAUUUUGUAUCAAAAAAUGAUAAGAGCAAAAUUCCAUCAUUAUUGGAAAUGCAAAUACCUGUACCUCCUGAAUUAAAAAGCACUGAGAAAAACUCAGAUGAAGAUCAAGAGUCUAAUAAUAACAACAAUAACAGUAGUACACCAAUGCCAUCGCCUUCACGAGAGGAGCCUAUGGUUGAUGACACUUUUGAAGUUAAUGAAACUGAACAAGUACCUAAUAUACUUCAAAAUAAUCGUUCAAUAUAUAAACCUAGGAAAUAUCAAAAACACAAAGAUAGCAAAGAAAAACAAAAACAAGAAAAAGAAAUUAGGAAGAAACAAAGAGAAGAAAGACACGAAGAAAAAAGGAUAGAAAAAAACCGACAACGCAAAGAAGACUUGUCCAUGCAUACCAAUGAUCAUCCUUUAUUAGAUGAUCUAAGCGAUGAUGACGAAUUUAAUGAUCUUGUUAUUGAUGAAGAAAAGUUCCAAAAUGAUGUAAAAGAUCAAUUGUUACCAAAAAAACAGAAAGAGCUAUUAAAACGAAUUCAAGUCCAUCAAAAAUAUUAUAAUGAAACAGAUAUAAGUGACGAUCGUUAUAGUCAAGAGGAGCAAUAUUCAAGUGAUGUUUCAGAUAAUUCUACUCCCAUAAAUAAUGCAUUAAAUAAUUUUCAAAAUGAAGAAGAACAGUCUCCAACACAUUCUUCAUCUAGGUCAAACUCAUCAAAAGUUGAACAAGUUAAUCUUGAUAAAAUUACAAUAAGUGAUGAUAUGGCUAAACUCCUCAACACCAUAAAAGCAUGUGUUGAUAAAUCGACAACAGGAGAUCAACCUUCUCCAUUUCAUUUACCAGCAUUGGAACAGCCUUAUAACUUUGAAGAAACUAUUCAAGAAAAAAAAAGUAUUAUUGAAGAAUCUCCUGCUAGUCCUACUGCUAGUGAUAGUUGUGCUGUGGAAUUUGGAAAAUCAGAUGUAGAUCUAAGACAACUGCCAUUUCAAUUUCCCGUUGCAGCAGCUACAGAGAUAGAUGCAUCUCUUGAUAGUCAUCCGCCAAUGAAAUAUCAAAUGUCACCAACCCAAGUGUCUGUACCCGACUACUCUAAAAUUCCACCUACGAUGGGAAUUGACGAUCCACGACUUAGACGUAGUAUAACAGCAGCAAGGGAUCCAAUGUUUAUUCAAAAUGUCCCUACAACUGUUAGUGCAGUAACUGUUAGACCAGCAGUGGCACCUCAAAAAAGCGCUCCCCGAGAUCCUAGAAAACCACAACAAGAUAUUAACACCUGUGCAUCAGCUAUUCGGGCUCCACUUCUACCAACACCCAACCCAAUUCAACCACGCCCUAUGGAUAGUGAUAUGCGGCAUAUGCCCCCGCCUAUAAUGUGUCCACAAAUGAUGGCGGUACCAAAUGAUCCACGCAGGAAACCAAUGGUUCCUGGAGAUCCUAGGCAAAGGCAUCGUUUCGACGUGGACCAAAGAAUAAAUAAUAUAAAUUAUUUUUAAUUUGAUAAUAAUUUAAUAAUGGUUUAACUUUAUUCUUCUUAAAUUAUCUAAACUUGGACUUAUUGUUCAAAACAUUUUAAUAUAAUGUUGUAUAAUAUAAUGUACACUAAUAUAAUUACUUAUUAGUAAACAAUUUAAUAACAAUGACUGAUUUGUUUUUUGUAGUGGAAAUCUUAAUACUAUUGUUAUUAAGACUAUUGCAAGGAAAAUUAAGUAAAAUGUAAUAGAUGAUUAAGAUUUAAACU